AUGGAGAAAAAACGUAGAGAAGUGGAGAGAAAGAGUGAAUAUGGUGAGAGUCUUCUGCACUUUGGGUCUUUUUACGGCUUUGGCUCUGUUCGUGGCUUCAGCUCCAUUCGCAGCUUCGGGACUUCGGCUCUUCGGAUCUUUGGCUCUACGGGACUUUGCCGGUUCGGCAAUGUCAAGGAGGGACCGGCUAACUCGGAAAGUGCAGAACAGCCGGGCCCCCCUUUUGGGCCCUGGCCCGAUACAAAUGCACCUCCCCUCGCCACUUGGAAGGUUUCUCACUCACAGCCCAACUCUGGCCAUGAAGAGAGGGCAGAAUUUGGGGAGCAGCCCCUUGUGACCCCUCUGCUGGAUCCCAGAUCAGCUCUGGAGCUGGGUGUGAGCUUGGGGUGUGAUGCAAUAUGUAUCAGGUUCAAUGGAUUAUCUCUCAUCUACUUCGUCUUUCUGAUGGUGAUUCCGCUGGUGCCCAACCCUACAUACACCACAAUUAAAGGAACCUACAACUUUCUCUUUUCUUUCCAACCUUUAGGUCACACAGGGAAGUUCCUGAAGAGUAUUUACUACUGCAGCUUCCUGCUGUUACUUAUCCAGUCCUCCUUCCAGAUUGCCUUCCAUUACAUUCCACCAAAAGAUUACCUAUGGGAAACCAUUUUGGGUCAUUUUGGCAUCCUCAGACUUAGCCAAGUUGAUGCAUGGAACAUUGUCCGACUCCUAGCCUCCGAUAUAGGGAUGUUCCUAGGUGGUUAUUGUAUCCGAAGAGCCUGCAAGAAGCUGGUUAAAGUUAGAGCCCCCAAAAUCAGUUUUCGAGCCAACAGUCAGGAGGAAGAAGAGGAAUCAGAGUCAGAGAGUGAGUCAGAGGAAAGCGAAGGAGAAACAGAUUUUUCAACGGAAGAGGACUUGGGUGACAAAGAUCCUAAUGACUUACGUGCCAAGCUGAUCGAGAAAAUUACUCCCAUUAUAUCAGCAGUGAAAGCCCUGAUUGAUGCUCUCUUCACCACAGCUGGGAAGGUGGUGGUAACACUUCUUCUGGGUUUCUCAGGCAUCACCCUUCCCUCCAUAACUUCUGCUGUCUACUUUUUCACUUUCCUCUGGCUGUGUUCCUGGUGGGCUUGUAACCAUAGUGUUAGCCUUUUGGUGUUCAGCAGCCUCUGUGUCAUGGCUUCCAUCUUCAGUGCUGGUCAUCUUACUGCCUUAUAUCUGUACCAGCUUCCAAUCUUUCAAGAGCUCAUUCCUCCUCAAGACCUCUAUGCCAGACUUUUUGGUAUGACUGCCAUCAUCAGGACAAAUGGUACUAAAACCUGGAUCAUCCAUCUUCAUCAUGAAUUACAGUGGCCGGUCUUCCUGAACCCACUUAUUCUGCUAUUCAUGUAUUAUACUCUGGUCAUGCUCCUGAAUAAUUGGAACAAGGUCCCUAUGGUUAACUGUUGCCAGGAAACUGAAGAAAAGAUGGUUGUUCCACACUCAAAGGAACAUCAGGAAUUGGAUGGAAUGUUAUGGCCUUCCCAUGCUGAAAUGUUACAAACUGAAUACCUUUCACACAAUGGUUGGCAGGAUCUUCCCUUGUUAAAGUGUGAGCACCCACAGAGUCAAACUGAUUUCUCAGUGCCCAUUUAUUCCCAAGAGAUAGACAGCACCGAUUAUUCAGAGACAGAAGAAACUAAGGAGGUCACAGUAAAGGAAGAAAAACCUGGAGGCCUGUCUUUACUGGGGGAAUUUUUAAUGAGGCAAAGCUACAUCAGUGCAUUAAUAGUCAUGAUGAUAUGGAGUAUUACAUACAACAGCUGGCUGACAUUUGUUCUGCUGCUCUGGUCAUGUGUUAUCUGGAUGAUGAGAGAUCGUCGACGCUAUGCCAUGCUCAGUGCUCCAUUUCUGGCUUUGUAUGCCAACAUUCUGGUCAUCCAAAACUUCUUUGUGGGUUUCAAUAUGUCUCAGGAUGAGCUGUUCCCUGGAAUCCCCAAUGCUGUACUCAUUGAUUUUGACCUAAAACCUUACACAUUGCCAUGCACACAUCUUAUGGUCAAGAUAGUUUAUGCUUUCACGUUUUGGAUACUAUUGCGGCAGAACCUCAAGGAACGUCAUCAAAAGCUGAAGGAAAAUGAAGAUCAACUGAAAGAGGUGCUGGUGGAUGAGACAGAGACCGAGCAGUCAUCUUCUACCUUUAUGGACAUGAUGGGUUCCCUUCUCCGGGCCAUAUUGGUGAAGUACUGGAUUUACUUUUGUGGCGCUAUGUUUUUUGUCAUCAGCUUUCGUGGCAAGGUCGUGGUCUACAAAAUCUUGUACAUCGUCCUUUUCCUGUUCUGUGUGUCCUUGUACAAGAUUCACUAUGAGUGGUGGAGAAGAAUGCUAAAGUAUUACUGGAUCGCUGUUGUCUCAUAUUCCAUGGUAGUUCUCAUUGCUGUCUACGUUUACCAGUUUAAGACCAUCUCUGGACUGUUUCUUCAGAUCCUUGGGAUGUCAGAAGAAGGCCUAAAAGAUCUGGGUUUGGAGCAGUACAGCACCGUUGAGCUCUUUGCUGGAAUUUUAAUGCCUUCCUUGUUCCUUCUGGCCUGCAUCCUGCAACUCUAUUACUUCCAUGAAGACUUCCUAAAGCUCACAGAUCUAAACAACAUCCCCAUUAACCAAGGAGGUGUAGGUGACAGCAAGAAGAAAAUGGAAGAACGUGUUCUCAUGUUGGCUAGUGUGAUAAAGGAAAUCUUUGGGAAUCUCCAUAACAAGUUAGGAAAAAACAAUGAGAAAAAUGUAAGCCAAAGCACCCUGGACAAAAUAGACAAUAUUACCAUGGAUGGGAAUGUGGUGACAGACAGCCAGGAGUUUGCAGAUGGAAAAGUCAACCAGUGGUUUCUAGUGAUUGACAAGCUGAUGUCAAUGCUCCUGAUCCUGCUGGACUUUAUCCACGGCACACAGGUCCUUUUAUGGAGACUUCUGGAACUGCAUAUUAUCAAGAUUGUGUCCUCUAUCAUUAUCUGGAUCACACUUCAAGAGGUGUCCCUGAUGAACUGUCUAUUCUACCUGCCAUGGAUAUUUGCUCUUCCUUUCUCUUUUCUCCGACCCUAUGCCUCCAAUAUCUCCACUGUCUGGUCAUGUGUCAUGGUCAUCUGCAAGAUGAUGUACCAGCUGAAAUUUGUUAAGCCUCUGGAAUACUCUUCCAACUGCACAGAGGGCCUGUACAGCAAUGGGACGCUCUACAGCCCAAUCAGUGAGGAGCUGCAGCAGAAAUCUGUUCUAUAUGUUUCCCCAGUGGAUCCUGCCUUGUGGAGUGGGGGACUACGGAAAUGUCCAGACAGUGUCUUGCCUUGUAUACAGAAUCACCUCACCAUCCUGGCGUUACUGGCCAUUGAAUCAACAGUGUACCGACACCAGCUGUAUUACCGUGUUCACAACCAGCUCCGAACCCCCGUCACAGGGAGCAUCUUUGACAACAUCACACGGAGGCAUCUGGAUGAAGGGCUCCUAAACUGCAUCAAAUACUAUGUGAAUUAUUUCUUCUACAAGUUUGGGCUGGAGGUUUGUUUUGUGAUCUCAGUGAAUGUCAUUGGACAGAGAAUGGACUUCUAUGCCGUCCUCCAUGCCUGCUGGAUGUUGUAUCUGCUCUAUCUGCGCCGGAGAAAAGCCAUUGCUGAAGUCUGGCCAAAUUACUGUUGUUUCCUGGCCACUAUCAUGACUCUUCAGUAUCUGCUGUGCAUCGGUGUCCCACCUGCAUUUUGCUCAGACUACCCAUGGAGAACAUCCUCCUGGUCACCCAGUUCCAACCUUAUCAAGUGGCUCUACCUCCCUGACUUUGCAAAGAGUCCUGAUCCUGUAUUCUUGAUCUACGACUUCAUGCUGCUUCUCUUGGCAUCGCUCCAGUGGCAAGUAUUUGAGGAUGAAAACCUGGCCUGUUUCAGGAUGUUGGCUGGGGACAACAUAGAAAUCAGCAGAGAUUUGGAUCCAGCAGACCUCUGCCAGUACAGCCCUGUGCCCAACUUUAUCCACUGUCGAUCGUACCUGGACAUGGCUAAAGUUGUAGUCUUCAGCUUCCACUUUUGGUUUGUUCUCUGCCUCAUCUUCAUCACAGGGACCACUCGCAUUAAUAUCCUUUGCAUGGGAUACCUGGUAGCUUGCUUCCACUUCAUGUUAUUUGGAGGAACUCUUCUAUUAAAGCCAGUGCGCCACGUACUGAGGCUUUGGGACUAUCUCAUUGCCUACACAGCACUUGUCAUAGCCAUGAAAAAUCUACUUUCGAUUGGGGCAUGUGCCUAUCUCCAUAAGCUAAUGAAAAACAACUGCUGGCUCAUCCAGACCUUCAGUAUGUUCUGUACGAUUAAAGGAUACGAACUAACAAUUCCCUCAGAUGUAGACUGUGAGUUGCCUGAAAAUGAAGCAGGAAUAGUGUGGGAUGCCAUCUGCUUCACCUUCCUUCUCAUCCAGCGUCGUGUGUUCACUAGCUAUUAUUUCCUCUACGUUGUGGCAGAUGUCAAGGCUUCCAAGUUACUUGCUUCCAGAGGUGCUGAACUUUUUGAAGAGAAAGUCAAGAAGGUGGUUGCAGCUCGACUGGAUGAAGAGAAGAAGUGUGCACAGUCCAUGAAGAAGCAAAUGGAGCAGAUCAAAUCUAAGCAGAAGGCGCCCAAACUUGGUAAAGUCACUGAAGAGAAUGCAGAAGAGGACAACUCUGAGCCUUCACCUAAAGACGACAGUGAUAAAAAAGAUGGAAAAAAGAAAUGGUGGCAACCUUGGGUCACCCAUACCACUAUGGUACGUAGUGGGAGUUACAGCCUGUUUGACACAGACAGUGAGGAUGAGGAAGAAGAGAUGCGCGAAGAAAAGAGAGAGGAAGAGCCACCAAAGAAGAAAACAGCAUUUCAGUUGGCGUAUGAAGCCUGGACCGCAGGUUCCAAAUCUGCACUUAAGCUGCGGCAGAACGAUGAGAACACCAUGCGGGAGCAGAGUCGCAAAGAGAUGGAAGGGAAUCCAGAAGAACCUUUAGAGGAGACUGAAGAGAUAGAAUCAGAAGAGGAGAAUGCAGAUGGACCAGACCACAUCUUUCAGAGAAUCAUCCAUAUUGUCCAGUUUUCAUGGGUCUUCAUUCAAGCUCUCACUGAUGACACCAUAGAGACACUAAAUGCUUUCUGCAAGAACAGUAUAGAUGUUGCAACUGUGCUGAGAAUGGAGAGGUGCAUGUUGCAGAGGAACCUAGAUAAAGGAAAAGAAGUUUCCCAGGGCAGUAUAGCUGAGUACUACAAGGCAAAACAGCUCUCUCGGACCCAAACACUAACCAGUGAGGAGAAUGAGGAGUCUGCGGGAGAAGAAACCAUACAGCUAAAGAAGUUAGAGAUAUGCAAGUUCCUAAGCAUGGAAUCCCAGCAAUCCCAGGACAGUUUCCUUUCAAGCUGCCCCACGGAAGAUUUGGUACUGUCUUUUGACGAAUCUCUGGGACCUGAGGAGGGCCAGAGGAUUCGGGGCCCUAAGCGCAUGUUGGCAUUCGACUCAGCGUCCCUUGACAGUCUGGAUUCACGACAAGAUCCACAUGGAGAGCACAAGGAGGAUGAGGAGUAUGACGGUGAAGUUGAGACGUCAGAAUACACAAAGACUGACAUCCCGCCCUCCUACAGCACGGUGAUUGCCAAAGGGGACCUGGAGUCUUCUGAGCCAGAGGAAACAUCCCUGGGUGCAGACAAAAGUUUUAGGCCCCUUACAGAGGUCCCAGAACUCUUGACUGCAAGUGAACUCCUACUCAACAAGAUGUAUUAUGAUGAGGAUUUGGAGCAAUCGGAGAGGUUUUACCAGAUGUUGCCCCGCCCCCUGCGGCUCUGCUUCGCUCUGUAUGACACCAUUGUCUGCAAAUCGGAAAUGCUCUGCUAUUUUGUUAUCAUUCUGAACCACAUGGUGUCAGCCUCUAUUCUCUCCCUGAUCCUGCCAAUCCUAAUCUUCCUCUGGGCAAUGCUCUCUGUGCCCAGACCCACCAAGCGCUUUUGGAUGCUGGCUAUCAUUUAUACUCAGAUUACGGUCGUCAUUAAGUAUUCAUUCCAGUUCGGCUUCUUCCCAUGGACCUCCACCGUCUACCGGAACAUGAAUGCGGACAAACCUUUCCAGCUGCCCAAUAUAAUCGGCAUUGAGAAGAAAGACGGCUACGUGCACUUCGACCUCAUCCAGCUUCUCGCUUUGUUCUUGCACAGAUCUAUUCUGAAGAACCAUGGACUUUGGGACAACAAAGAGGUUUCCCUGCCUGAGUCCAAAAAGAAAAAGAAAGGCAAGAAGGGGAAAAAGCGCGGGAGUAAAGGGGAGGAGGACAACAAUUCGGGCCUGGUUCCGUGGCACCUAUUCAAGCAUCAGAAUCCCUCCAAGAAUGUAUUCCGGAAACGCAAAGUUUCACAGAUGGCAACUGAAGGGAACCCUCAAAAGAAAGAAACAAAGAGGAAAUGGUUCAGAUGGAACCACAAGAAGAAACGUCAGCCCAUAAAGCAAAAGUUAAAACAGCAGUGGAUCAAAGCUAAGAAGCUUACCAUGAAAAUAGCACUUCAGAUCUACCUGCCCAUACGCCAGUUCUUCUACGACAUUAUACAUCCAGAGUACAGUCCUGUCUGCGACGUCUACGCCAUCAUGUUUCUUGUUGACGCGAUCAAUUUCAUCAUUGUCAUCUUCGGGUAUUGGGCAUUUGGGAAACACUCGGCUGCUGCAGAUAUCACAGAGUCUUUGUCGGAUGAUCAAGUGCCGGAAGCUUUUCUCGUUAUGCUCCUCCUGCAGUUUGGUACCAUGAUAGUGGACAGGGCCAUCUACCUACGCAAGACCAUGUUUGGGAAGUGUGUCUUCCAGGUGGUCCUAGUGUUUGGGAUCCAUUUCUGGAUGUUUUUCAUCCUCCCCGGGGUAACAGAAAGAAGGUUCAAUACAAACCAGGUUGCCCAGCUGUGGUACUUUGUGAAAUGCGUGUACUUCGGCCUCUCUGCAUACCAAAUCAAGUGCGGCUAUCCUAACCGUGUCCUGGGCAACUUUCUGACCAAGAGUUACAACUGCAUCAACCUCUUCCUUUUCCAGGGAUUCCGGAUGGUUCCCUUUCUAACAGAGAUGAGGGCUGUGAUGGAUUGGAUUUGGACAGACACCACCUUGAGCCUGUCCAGUUGGAUCUGCGUUGAGGAUUUAUACGCCAAUAUCUUUAUCAUGAAAUGCUGGAGAGAGUCUGAGAAGAAAUAUCCAGAGCCACCUGGGCAGAAGAAGAAAAAGAUUGUCAAAUACGGCAUGGGUGGAGUCAUUAUUUUCGCCCUGAUCUGCAUUAUCUGGUUCCCGCUCCUCUUCAUGUCAUUGGUGAAAUCCGUGGCAGGGGUGACCAAUCAGCCGUUAGAUGUCUCCAUUAAGAUCAGUAUCAGUGGCUAUGAGCCCUUGUUCACCAUGAGCGCCCAGCAGCAGAACCUUGUGCCCUUUUCUUCAGUGGCCUAUAAUGAACUGACCUACAGAUAUGCACUUCACCCGUCUGCGAUGCAGUUCAUAGUCAACUACAUGCCCGAAGACAUUGUUACUGCUAAAAUAAAGAGCAACGCCAGCCUCCUGUGGACCAUUAGCCCAGCCAGUCGAGAUGCAAUGAUCGGGGAACUGUCCAACUCAACACAGAUCUACUUUGACAUCCACUGGAAUAUACUCAGAAAUGCGUCCAUUGUAAAGAGCGCUGAGACCUCUGGGAAACACACGGUGUGCUAUGAAGAUGCAGAAACCAGGGAUCACAUUGUGCAGAUGCUGAAAGGGGAACGCAGUAAGCCUGUGAUGCUGAAGAACAUCUUGCCAAAACAUAUCCGAGCCAACGCUGGUUCCGAAGCCAAAAUCGCACACCGACUGAUAACAGCACAUUCAGAGAAGCCUGAUGAUGUUGAGAAAUACGCUUUUUUCCGCAACCUGACACUGAAGCUAGAGAAGGCGUCUCUUAACUCCACCUCGAGUCAAGUGACAGAAUGGUGGCUGAUCCAGGAAUGGGCUCCGGCCUGUGCUUCCGCCGGGUGCAGCGAAACGAUCAAACUUAUCAUAUACAAUGAUAAGGCGAGUCCACAAAGCCUGGGGUUCCUGGCUGGAUAUGGCAUUGUCGGUCUGUACAUGUCCGUCGUUCUGGUCAUUGGCAAAUUCAUCCGAGAAUUCUUCAACGGAAUCUCUCGUUCAAUCAUGUUCGAAGAGCUCCCGAACGUGGAUCGGAUCUUAAAGCUUUGUACGGACAUCUUCCUGGUGAGGGAGACCGGCGACUUGGACCUGGAGGAGCAGCUAUUUGCUAAACUUAUAUUCCUCUACAGGUCUCCUGAAACCAUGAUCAAAUGGACCAGAGACAAACACGAGGAUUAA
This is a messenger RNA of Xenopus laevis (African clawed frog), 8289 nucleotides long. Its product is annotated as piezo-type mechanosensitive ion channel component 2. The coding region runs from base 1 to 8289 and encodes 2762 amino acids. The record is from RefSeq and is a predicted model, not a curated record. The transcript is spliced from 57 exons. Lineage: Eukaryota; Metazoa; Chordata; Amphibia; Anura; Pipidae.